AUGCGCUUUUUGCAUCUGAUUCGACCCGUCAUGUGCGUUCUGCCUGAAGUGGCACAGCCUGACCGCAAGAUUCCGUUCCGUGAGAAAGUGCUUUGGACAAUCAUUACGCUCUUUAUCUUCCUCGUAUGUUGCCAGAUUCCGCUCUAUGGUAUUCAGACGACCAAGUCAUCGGAUCCACUCUAUUGGAUGCGUGUAAUUCUUGCCUCGAAUCGUGGCACACUCAUGGAGCUGGGUAUAAGCCCUAUUGUAACGUCAGGCCUUGUCAUGCAGCUGCUCGCUGGUUCCAAGAUGAUUGAAGUCGACCAGUCACUUAAAGAAGACCGUGCACUGUUUAGUGGCGCCCAAAAGCUCUUUGGCAUCCUCAUUACGCUGGGUGAGGCUGUAGCUUACGUGGUCUCAGGCAUGUAUGGCAACAUUUCAGACAUUGGUGCAUUCAACGCUAUCCUUAUCAUCGUGCAGCUACUGUGUGCUGGUGUAUUGGUCAUCAUUUUGGACGAGAUGCUACAGAAAGGCUACGGUCUUGGCUCGGGUAUUUCGCUCUUUAUUGCUACUAAUAUUUGUGAAAACAUUGUCUGGAAAGCCUUCUCCCCCACGACCAUUAACACUGGACGUGGCACGGAGUUUGAAGGUGCUAUCAUUGCUCUGUUUCAUCUGCUGAUUACUCGCUCGGACAAGUUGCGUGCUCUCAAGGAGGCUUUCUACCGCCAGAACUUACCCAAUGUCACCAAUCUGCUAGCCACUAUGUUUGUUUUCGUUGUGGUCAUCUACUUCCAGGGCUUUCGUGUGGACCUUCCCGUCAAGUACCAGAAGUUGCGUGGCCAGCAGGGAACGUACCCGAUUAAGCUCUUUUACACGUCCAACAUGCCUAUCAUUUUGCAAACGGCUCUGGUGUCGAACCUGUACUUCAUCUCGCAGCUGCUGUACAAGAAGUUCAGUGGCAACUUCCUCGUCCGUCUGCUCGGUGUGUGGCAGGACGUGGAAGGAAGUGCCGGUCAGACGGUGCCUGUGGGUGGAGCCGCGUACUACAUGUCAGCUCCCAGCAACUUGGCGCAAAUCUUGUACGAUCCACUGCGUUUCGUUAUGUACGUCAUUUUUAUCCUCGGUUCGUGCGCGCUUUUCUCCAAGACGUGGAUUGAGAUCUCGGGCUCGUCGGCUCGCGAUGUGGCCAAGCAGUUGCGUGACCAGCAGAUGGUAAUGAAGGGCCACCGUGACUCUUCGAUUGUGCACGUGCUCAACCGCUACAUCCCCACGGCUGCUGCUUUUGGCGGCAUGUGCAUUGGCGCGUUGUCUAUGGUUGCAGACUUGCUAGGCGCUAUUGGCUCGGGCACCGGUAUCCUGCUGGCUGUGACUAUCAUCUACCAGUACUUUGAGACUUUUGCACGGGAGCAAGCGGAUAUGCCGUUUAGCGGUCUCUUUGGAUUUUAG
This is a messenger RNA of Peronospora farinosa, 1425 nucleotides long. The record is from the annotation of a GenBank genome assembly. NCBI's taxonomy places the organism in Eukaryota, Oomycota, Peronosporomycetes, Peronosporales, Peronosporaceae.